Molecule: messenger RNA, 393 nt
Organism: Arachis duranensis
Lineage: Eukaryota; Viridiplantae; Streptophyta; Magnoliopsida; Fabales; Fabaceae
Exons: 1
Coding region: 1-393 (130 amino acids)
Source: RefSeq, a predicted model, not a curated record
AUGGAUUUACAAGAGGUAGAAGUGGAGGAAAAACUACAACUAGAAGAGUUGGAACGUCUGAGAUUGGAAGCCUAUAAUAAUGCCCGCAUCUACAAGGAGAAAUAUAAAGCGGUGCAUGAUCGGAAUAUCAAGCGAAAAAAAUUCAGAGUUGGUGAUUUAGUGUUGAUGUAUAAUUCAAGGUUGAGACUAUUACCAGGGAAGCUUAGGUCAAGAUGGGAUGGUCCCUACAUUGUAGAGAAGGCUGAGUCUUAUGGCGUAGUUCAUCUGCGUCAUCCUACAAGUGUAACCAUAUUUAAGGUGAAUGGCCAUAGGCUCAAACUAUAUCAUCAUACCAAUCCUAAGAGAAACAUAGAAGUGGAGGUGUUCCUUUUGGAGGAUCCACCUGGUGUUUGA